Molecule: messenger RNA, 3462 nt
Organism: Melampsora larici-populina 98AG31
Lineage: Eukaryota; Fungi; Basidiomycota; Pucciniomycetes; Pucciniales; Melampsoraceae
Exons: 5
Coding region: 1-3462 (1153 amino acids)
Source: RefSeq, a predicted model, not a curated record
AUGGACCAACCUCAACAUGAUUCAGUGGAAUCUCAUUUAGUUUCUUCAUCUCAUGAUCCAUCUAGUACUAAGAAUACUAACAACAACAAUAACAAUCCCAAUAAUCAUCAGAAGAAUGUGAAUUCAGUCAAUUCUAAUAACAUUAACAAUCAAACCACCACUCAUCAACCUAGACUUAAUAAUAAUACUUCAACUCAAUCUACUUCAAAUAACACUACUCAUGAUCAUUCACUCUCAAUCGAUCAUCAUCAUCAUCAUCUUCAUCUUCAUCAUUCACCUAGACCUACAAAACGAAAAUUAAUAUUACUGGAACCUAUCGAUUCAAAUCAACUCAAUGUCAUCAAUAACAAAAACAAUCCUAUCAAUUCGACUACCCUGACAACUAACCAACAUCAUCAUCAUCAUCAUCAUCACAAUCUAAUCAAAACCCCUAUCUUACAACAACAACCACAACAACAACAACACUCAUGUCAAUGUGAUCAAUCUAAUCCCAACUCCUUACUUUCUUCGAAUUCUUCAUUACCCUCUCCCACUAAUAAUACUAACCCUAUCACCAACACCCCUCUUCCUUUCCUUUCAUCAAGUUUACCCCUUCUCCAUCAUCCAAGCCCUCCUCAUCCUCACUCACAUACCCUACUUCCACUCUCAGCCCCACCCACUCGAUCUCACUUUGAUCAACAAUCCAUCAAAUCUGCAAGUCUUCAUCGACAUCGAUUCCUUUCUCGCUCUCGACUUAAAUCUCUCAAUCAUCAUCAUCAUCAUCCCUCUCCUGUAUGCUCCUCUUUACCUGCUUCUCGCACUCAACCAGAUCAACAAUUGCCCAACAAACGCCCCUGUAAUCAUCAUCCUUCGCUCAUCAUCAAUUCUUCAGCCUCUCGACCUAUCCUUCAUCUACCAACUAUCAUCAACUCAGCUCCUUUGCCCCGAAUGCGCAAAUUAACUGAUGCUUCACGUCCCACCCAAAUGCUCUCGCUGGCUCCACACAAAACAUUUCGAGCCACUUCUCUACCUCCAUCCUCACCCACCAAGAAAAGAAGAAAGGAUGACGACGUGGUCAACACCAGAUUGAGCUCCAAAGCCAAUCUACGGGCUUCUGCUCAUAAAUCUUCUCGAGCCGCUCGCUUUCGUCAUUCGCGCCCAAAACCAACAAGUCCUGCCGUUGAUCAUCGUACCUCUUCAUUCACCACUCCUCCAAAACCCUCGGCCGAUACCUUCACCCCCAUCUUGGCUCCUGGCUCGAUCCCUACGACAGACAAGAGCAAGAUACAUCCUCUCCUCCUCAAUCAUGCGGCUACGACACGACCCAUCUUCAAAUCGACUGUUCCUUUUCUUCCUUCUACUAAUGCUAAUUUACCAGUUGUUUACCGAUCUCGUUCGGCUCAAGAAUUCAGCCUUCCUAUCCAACCCACUGCUCCAGUCUACGUCCAACUGAUUGCUCGACAUGCUCUGGAUCUUCCUCGAAUCAAUUCAAUAUCCGCAUCUUCUAAAACCAACUCUUCAUACCCACGUUCAUCCAAGCGCACCUCGGGUUACUCUAUCGAUUCUUCUAGCCUCGGAACUGCCCCGGAGAUCAACUUACCCUCCUGGAUACCCCCUAUCACUCGGUCAUCGAUGGCUGAGCUCGAGUUUGUGGAAGUUUUGAAGAAUGCUCAACUUCGUCAUGAUAUCGUGUUCGAUGAUGUACUUCGAUUUCGUCCCAACUUGGAUGGUGAUAGAGGGCAGCGUAAGCGUCUGGUUGCCGAUCGAUAUUGGAUCGCGAUUGCUCGGGAACUAGAGGCCAAUUGUCGUUGUGCAGCCUUUGUUCAACGCUUUCCUGACCGACGUCCAAUUUCUACUGCACCCGAUCCUCGGCAAGUACUCGGAUGCGUUUGUUCAGGAGGUCAGUUUAACGAAGCCUCAUCGGAACCAAACAUCAAACCUGGCACAAUCCCCUUGGAUCGAAUUCCUUCAAGAAUCCCACCUUUGGUUGAAGAAUUGAGGAAUAUCCUACUUUCACUCGUCGUACCUCGGUCACAAGCUUUGUGCCCAAACAAAAAUACAGAUCCUAGCCCCUCUUCUUCAGCUCAUGAUGUGAUUUGUUCAACCCUCGAUCCAAUUGAAAUCAGUCAAAAACUUGAAAAAGGUCGUAGGAUCGAUAUGCCUGCUUUAGCUAGGUUCUUAGGUUUGGUGCUUAAAGGACACUGUGCACCCAUGAGAGAUAAUAUUGUGGACGGAAUGGUCUCUCUAAUCUCUGGGGAGGCCAAAGACUUUACUCUUGAGCCUGACCUACAGAAUUCAGCACAUGAUAGUCUUCAAAAGAGCUCUUACGCUGGUUUGGCUGGUGGUCUGCGAAUGUCGUUUGAGUUAUUAGAACUAAUGAAGCUGGAUAUUGCGAAUCAUCAACUACGCACACUUCGACCUGUGCUACUUGAAACCGCUCUUGAGUUCGAGAUCCGACACUUCCGUGAUCAGUUGAUCAAGCGACCUUCGAUCGACCGUACCAAGCGUUGGUACUCAGAAGCGGUGGCCCGAGUUCAAGGCAGUUCAGGAUUAUCUAAUCUCUUACCCGCAGAGCAGAUUUCCAGAGCUGUGCAAGAUGGUCUGCUUGACUUUCCAUUCUCAUCCGCUUCUCCUCCUUCGGAUUCAGCCCUGACGCCUUCACCAUCACCAAGUUUCGUUCCCGAGACCUUCAGUAUGGAUACCAUACGCCUUCAGACACUUCAUUCGGACUUGACCGACUUGACGAUUGCAUAUCUGAUCAUUAUGCUUUUCAAGCAACUCGUUGGGCAUUCAAAGCUCAAGGAAGGAGAUGUGGAAACUCUGAAGUCAGAAUUAUGGGUGUUGAUGUCUGAGCCUGGUCUGAAAGUGAAGGGUAAGCCAGGCAUCGGAUUGAAGAAGAUUGAGUCAAAAUCAUGGAGAGCUGGAUUCGAGAGUGUACUUCUACACAUUGGAUCAAGAAUCGAAAGCCUCAGAAAUGGAGAAGGUGGGAGUAAAGGAGAAAUGAGAGCGGCAGUACCUGGGAAGGAAUUGAUGAAAGUGAUUCAGAAUUGGAUGGAUCAACAUCUUCGACUUCAAUCUACCUUAUUUGCAAUUACGAUUCGUAGAUUGAGAGAAACGGUUGAGUUUGUGAUCAAUGAAGAAAGUGAAGCAGCCGAACGAAACCCAUCAUCAAAUAUUCCGACUUGUUUAAGGACUGGACGAUCAUUGAAUUCUAUUUCAACACAUCAUCAAGAUAAACAAGAAGAGAUUGAAGAGGCUAAUAGAUUGAAACACAAGAAGGGAAGUGAUGGAGGAGUGGAGAUUUGGAAAAAGAGUGGAUUGGUCGAACUUGAAUAUGAGAUUAGGGUGGUUGGAAACCGAUUGAAGAAAUUGUUAAAAUAUCAUCUUAGAGGGUAUGGUGGACUUUAUGCUCAUUUAUCUAAUCUUACUACUACUGCUACACCCACUACUACUACUACAACUACUACAACUACUGUUUCUUGA